This is a messenger RNA of Eruca vesicaria subsp. sativa (arugula), 459 nucleotides long. NCBI's taxonomy places the organism in Eukaryota, Viridiplantae, Streptophyta, Magnoliopsida, Brassicales, Brassicaceae. The record is from the annotation of a GenBank genome assembly.
AUGCUUCAGUUUCUUAUUAAAUGGAUCGGAACACUUAACUUAGGAGAGAAGGGAAAAGCUUCAAGCGGAAAGCCUCUACAUUAUAAAGGAAAACCUUUUCACCAUAUAGUAUCUGGAUUCGUAAUCCAAGGAGGAGACUUAAUCCAUGGUGAUGGGAAAGGGAGUGAGUCAAUCUAUGGUGGCACCUUUCCUGAUGAACAUUUCAAAGUAAAGCAUUCACAUGCAGGUGUUGUAGCGAUGGCUAAUACAGGACCUGAUUCUAAUGGCUCACAGUUCUUUAUCACUACUGUCAAGGCUAGCUGGUUGGAAGGGCAAUAUGUUGUGUUUGGGAAGGUUAUACAAGGAAUGUACUAUGUGUUUGCCAUUGAAGGUGGAGCUGGUACUUACAGUGGAAAACCAAGGAAGAAAGUUGUGAUUGCUGAUUCUGGAGAGAUCCCUAAAGACAAAUGGGAUGAAUAG